This is a messenger RNA of Sinocyclocheilus rhinocerous, 2431 nucleotides long. RefSeq names its product synapsin-1-like. The transcript has 9 exons. Gene Ontology annotation, biological process: neurotransmitter secretion. Lineage: Eukaryota; Metazoa; Chordata; Actinopteri; Cypriniformes; Cyprinidae. Gene Ontology annotation, cellular component: synaptic vesicle; synaptic vesicle membrane. The record is from RefSeq and is a predicted model, not a curated record. Bases 15 to 1415 code for a protein of 466 amino acids.
GCAUCUGGGAUUAAAUGGGAUUAAAUCCAGUUCCUGGAUCCUUGCUUAAAAUCUCAAUGCCAACAUUCCCUGUGGUGGUGAAGAUCGGACACGCCCACUCUGGAAUGGGGAAGGUGAAAGUUGACAAUCACAGUGACUUCCAAGACAUUGCGAGUGUUGUGGCCAUCACUCAAACCUACACCACCACAGAGCCUUUCAUUGAUGCUAAAUAUGACAUCAGGGUCCAGAAGAUCGGUUCUGACUACAAAGCGUACAUGAGAACAUCCAUCUCUGGCAACUGGAAAUCAAACACUGGCUCUGCCAUGCUGGAGCAAGUAGCCAUGACUGACAGGUAUAAGCUGUGGGUGGACACCUGUGCGGAUGUCUUUGGAGGUCUAGACAUCUGUGCUGUUAAAGCCAUACAUGGAAAGGACGGAAAGGACUAUAUCACUGAGGUGGUGGGCUCGUCGAUGCAGCUGAUUGGAGAUCACCAGCUGGAGGACCGUCAGCUGAUCACUGCCAUCGUUCUGGCCAAGAUGAACCAAGACUCGGGCCGCACAACAGCUCGAUCCCCUCAGAGACCUCCAACCACUGUCCAACCUGCACAAAGUGCUGCCUUAAAAGAAAGCCUGACUGACCCCAGCAAGACCCUCGGCCAGCGGCCCCCUCCACAAGGGGGGGCAGUGAAACCCCAAGACCCACAACCUAAGAGUCAAGAGCCUACACCUGAGCCAGUCCCUGACCAGGAGCCUGUGCCCAAAGCAGGCCCUACCCCAAUUCUACCACCCACCAUGCAACAGCCCAAAGCCCAGGCUCAAACCGCACCUGAACCCACUCCAGGGAAGCCAACGGAACUUCCCCCAAAACCCCAACCUCCCAAACCCCUUCCCCCAAAGCCUGUGCCUCCAGUUCGGAGGAACUCCAAGCCUCAGAUCCAACCCAAACCCCAGACCCCACCUCCCACCAAGGCCCAACCGAAAGCUCAACUGGGCAACACAGAUCAGAAUCUUGGGCAAACCCAGCCAGAUCCAGUCCCUGCUCAAGAGCAAUCCCCAGCCAAAGGUCCUGUUAAACCCCCGUCACCAGCUAAACCGCAGCUCCAGCCUAAACCAGUGCUCAGAGAGCAAGUCAAACCUGAAGCCCGAGCACAGACUAAUGCUCCAUCUGAAGCCCCUGUUAGAGCAACUGCUUCCCCUGCUCCCACCCCAGCCCCGGCCCAACCUACCCCAGCAAAACCCACUCAAUCUCAGCCUCCUGUGGAGGAACAGCCUGCACCCCAGCAGAAGUCAACCCAUCCUCUGUUGAACAAAUCCCAGUCCUUGACCAACGCCUUCAACGCCUUUGGCGAGACUUUCCGCUCCAGCAACGAGGAUGAAGCUAAGGCGGAGACCAUUCGAAACUUGCGAAAGUCUUUUGCAAGCCUGUUCUCUGACUAAUGACAAAACCCCGCAACCGAAAGGUGGCCAGGCACUCGAGUGACAGAUAUGCAUCCUGGUCUGAGGUUAAUUCCAUGUAGCUGUGUACAUUUAACCCCUCCUCCCAACUCUGCUGUAAUUAUCCGAGUGAAGGUUAGAGUGAUGUACAGUGAUUGUUUUCGCGAGAUGUUGGUGUUUACGUUUUUUGAGUCGCUCUGCUCCGAAACACUGGGAUUUAUAUGAGGAGGGAAUGACUCUUAAGCAAUCAGAUGCAGGAGGCUGGAGUAUGCUGAAUUCGUCUAUAGCCCCUCGAUGUUGUAGCUGUAUCAUGGUAGUGUGUUUUCUUUACCCGGAGACAAAUAUCUGUGACUAGUUUCCCUUGUUUAUCCCCUGUAGUGUGUGUGUGUGUGUGUGUGUGUGCGUGUAACUAUUUGAUGUGUUGUAAGCAUUAGCCAGUGAGACAUUAGUUCAACAAUACCUCGGAAUCUUUAUAAAAGCACUUUCCUCUUCAAGUUUCCUACAGUAAUCAAUGCUUGGACUGGUCGGUUUCAGUGCAGUGGUGGGAUUUCAGUGGAACGCCUGGUGUUUUAGCGACAUAGCUUGCAUCCAGCACUUAUCAACCUGUCAAGAUAUUCAUGAGUGCCAUGUUUAAAGUAUCUCUGCAUAUUGUAUUGUACUGUAUGUUUAACAUCUCAGGAGUUUAAUUUGAAUACAUGUUUAUUCCGGCGUCACACUGUUCAUGUUGUGUUUUCGUUGUGCACAGUAUUAUUGCUUUGCAUGACCCGGUGAUAAUUGUUUUCUCUGUACAAGUGUCAAUAAACACGUGGCGCAUCAUUCCACUGACAUACCGGCGUGCUCUGUGCUCCGUUUGCCCAUUAUAUGUACAUUCAGCUGAAGCAUCAAGUGGCCACACUUACUGUUGUGCAUGUAUUUGUAACCUUUUUGCAGUAUUUGUUUGUUUCUUCACAUUUUAAGAACCAAUGGACCCAAUCAGUAAGUGUAAACAACAAUGCCCUAGCCAUUUGGUUUUCAAAAGG